AUGUUGCUGCUCCUGGUGUAAAUAUACUCGCAACAUUUAUUCCUCGCUCUGGAGACAAUGGAUUCAAACUUCAGUCAGGAACAUCUAUGGCAACCCCUCACGUCUCAGGAAUUGUUGCACUCCUCAAAGUUGCACAUCCUAAUUGGUCUCCUGCAACAAUCAAAUCCGCACUUGUGACUACUUCAUGGAACGAGGACACAUAUACAUCUGAAAUCUUUUUAGAAGGAACAGGAGACAAACUAGCUGAUCCAUUUGAUUUCGGAGGUGGAAUUUGUAAUCCAAAUGGAGCAACAGAUCCUGGCUUAGUCUAUGACAUGGAUAAAGAUGAUUAUUUGAAUUAUCUUUGUAGCUUAGGUUAUAGUAAUGAUAUGGUUUAUAAUGCAACUACAUAUUUAUCCUCUAGCAAAAAUUCAACAGCAGCAGGAGGCAUUGUAUGUCCGAAAAAAGUCCCUUCUAGGUUGGAUUUGAAUCUCCCUUCAAUAUCUAUUCCAAAUCUCAAGAACUCAGUUUCUGUCAAGAGAACUGUUACCAAUGUUGGAAAUGUCAACUCUAUAUACAAAGUAUUGGUUAAACCUCCGAGAAAUACUGCUAUUAAAGUAAGUCCACAUGUCUUGAAGUUUAACGCCAAGGCAAAGAAGAUUUCUUUUGAGGUCAAAAUCACAUCUACUCACCAAAGUAGUACUAAAUUUACCUUUGGAAGUUUGGCGUGGAGUGAUGGCAAGCAUUUUGUUAGAAUUCCUAAGCAAAUAGAUGUGUAA
Messenger RNA from Nicotiana tabacum (common tobacco), 758 nucleotides. The record is from RefSeq and is a predicted model, not a curated record. Lineage: Eukaryota; Viridiplantae; Streptophyta; Magnoliopsida; Solanales; Solanaceae.